AUGGGAUUGAUAAGAAGCAGUUUCUCAUUCAUCGCGGGGACAGUGUGUGGGAUUUACAUAGCUCAGAACUACAAUGUUCCCAAUAUUCGGAAGCUUGCUAAUACUGCUCUCUUCAUGGCCAAGAUUAUGGAAGAGAAGUACCGGAAGCCCAAGAAGUCCGACGACGACGCUACUGGAUCUGUUGAUCCAUAUCCUGUUAUGGGAGGUACUGUGGCAUCAUUCUCGUUAGAUGUCAGAGGAGAUAAACUAGAUGGAAGAGAGGCUUCCUCCAAGGGAGACAACGUCAUCCUUGCUCGAUCUACUGUUUUUUGUAUGGUUUUCUCUUUCAUGAAAUCGCAUGUUGAUGAAGAUUUUCAGAUUACAAUCUGUAUAGCCAUUGCUUUGAGAGCCUUGGUGGUCUUAGAGACUUAG
This is a messenger RNA of Ilex paraguariensis (yerba mate), 411 nucleotides long. The record is from the annotation of a GenBank genome assembly. NCBI's taxonomy places the organism in Eukaryota, Viridiplantae, Streptophyta, Magnoliopsida, Aquifoliales, Aquifoliaceae.